AUGGUGAGUCUGACACUGGAAGGCAUUAUUUUAAUUUCAGUUACGUUCAUAGUUGAACAAUGUCUGGGAAGGUCACAUGGUGGUGGAGGAGGUACGGGUGGGGACGAUGAAACAUCGUCGACAUCCAAUACCGGUACGAUUAUUGGCAUCGUUGUUGGCGUUAUCUGCGGCGUAAUCAUGUUACUUUUAUUGAUUUUCAUAAUUAGAACUUUAAUAAUCAAAAAAUCAGUUCUAAAACGAACAAUUCGGCCAGCACCUCGAGUAGCUCAACAGCGUCCAGUGAGACAAGCACCUGCUACUCGUAUUUCCUCAUCAGUUCUUGUUGCACCCUCACCACCACCAAGUUAUUCGGAAGCGAUUAAAAUCUGUUUUACACCGUUAGACACAGGAUUUCUCUUGUCUGGUCUCGUAUUCGGCCUAGGAACUCUUUUUGGCAGUCAAUGGAGAACUUGCAAAAACAGGAUAAAUUCAAAUGAAAUUGUUGAAACUGAUGUACAUGGUGGAAUAUUACGACAAAAAACAUUGAUGAAAAAUUCUGCUCAUCAACAAAAUGAAUAUACAGAUCGUUUAGGAAAUAAAUUUCAAUCAUUAACUAUAGAAACCGAUAAUUUGAUAAUUGAAGAACGUCUACUACCAUAUGAUUUGAAGGAAACUAGUUCGUCUGAUUUAAAUGACAAUCAAUUGACAAUUGAAACUCAAAAUAAAGAUAAAUUGAAAGUAAAAUAUGAUGAAAAUUUACAAAGAAUAUUUUAUAGUCAUGCUCUACAGGUGACAAAAAACGUGAAUGUUUUUAUACGUAUAACAGGGUCUAUAGACGAAUGUUAA
Didymodactylos carnosus is the source of this 825-nucleotide messenger RNA. NCBI's taxonomy places the organism in Eukaryota, Metazoa, Rotifera, Eurotatoria, Philodinida, Philodinidae. The record is from the annotation of a GenBank genome assembly.